Hypoxylon trugodes is the source of this 891-nucleotide messenger RNA. Its product is annotated as transcription initiation factor IIE, beta subunit. The transcript has a single exon. The record is from RefSeq and is a predicted model, not a curated record. Lineage: Eukaryota; Fungi; Ascomycota; Sordariomycetes; Xylariales; Hypoxylaceae. Bases 1 to 891 code for a protein of 296 amino acids. Gene Ontology annotation, biological process: transcription initiation at RNA polymerase II promoter. Gene Ontology annotation, cellular component: transcription factor TFIIE complex.
AUGAGUCCACAGAAGCCGGCCAACGGCCUAAAGCGAUCGGCGCCUAGCUCGUCGGCCGCCACUCCAGCUGGAGGAAAUGCAGGCAAGUCUGAUGGUGCACCCGCAAAGCGACAAAAGCGCGACGGAAACACAACCGACAAAGAUCACGAUGCGAAUCCGACACCCGCCGCCCGUGCCGCCAAAGCAGCAUCGCAAUCCACCGGUAGCCACAUGAUGACGCAAAUCACGUACGGAAUCGAAUAUCUGAAGAGCAAGGCAACGCCCAAGACCCUACAAGAGCUUCUCGACCAUUUGACAUUGCAUCAACUCGAUGAGAGUAUGCAGUAUGCCUUCGCCAUGGCCAUGCAGAAACAUUCGCGUAUUCAGUACAACCCGCCUCCUAAGUCGAAGGUGAACGCUGACGCCAAAGUACCCGCCUGGCGCCUGGGCACGUACGAAUUCCGACCUCUACUCCCGGGCGUCAACACCAAAGUCGCGCUGCUCGAUUAUCUACAACACAAGAAAGACUCUGGGGCCAUCGAGUUGAAGACGAUCAAAGAUGGCUGGCCCAACUGCGAAGCGGCGAUCGAUGAGUUAGAACGCGAACACCUGAUUCUUUGUGUGCGCACGAAAAAAGAGAAUGCUGCCAAGUUUAUAUUCCGCGACAACCCUGAAUUGCACAACGAGGUCGAUCCCGAGUUCAAGGCGAUGUGGUUCAAGGAGAAGCUACCCCCCGCUGAUGAGAUGCCUCGCAAGCUUAAGGCGCUUGGUCAGAAGGCUACCAGUGAUGGGUCGAAGCUCGCGAACAAUGUCCAGAAGGCUGCGCCGAAGCGGAAGAAGGCUUCUCGCGUCCAGAAGAAGUUCGAGAACGAGCACAUGCGAAACAUUUUCGAGCAGCUCAAGCGCAAGUAA